AUGCCCUGAAACCGAGUUGGCCAUACUAGCUUAAUACACGACUCAGUCUGUCUGGGAGCCUCCGAUGUGUGGCCUUCGCCGACUAUGUAGGCGUGAUACUCCGGCGCCUGCAAACAUCGAAAUCAGUCAUUAUUUUUUUGUGUUCUUAAUUCGUGCAUUUAUAUACACACCAAUGUCGCGUAACAUAGUAAAUGUCGCUAAUAAGCGCUCUUUGACGCUUCUCGUGCUAGCUUAGCUUGUUAGCCGCUAACACAGAGACGCGGAAGUUAUCCAAAACGUCAUUAAAUAGAGAUAAAGUUUGAGUGUAAAGUGUUGUGACUGUGUGAAAAUGUGCGAAAGAACAAUAGCAGAGUACGAGGAGGAACUUUGUCGAACUAAGGAGGAGAAUGAGCGACAACAUGAACCACUGGACUCCAUUUUCAGGACACAUCAAGUUGUGUCACACAACGCAGAUGUCCAGCAGGUGAUUUGUCGUCCAGAUGGAUUUCCUCUACAACCGAAAGGUGAGAGCUCCACUUUGAAGCAGGAGGAACCACAGCCCGCCCAUGUUAAAGAAGAAAAGGAGGAACUAUGCGUCACUCAGGAGGAGACAGAUCUCACCAAGUGGACACUGACUGGUGUCCCUGUGAAGACUGAAGACAAACCGCAGGAGUUCUCACAGCUUCAUCACAGUCCAAGUGAGGAGGGCAGAGAGAUGGACCCUCCAAGCAGCUGCUCACCACAACACAUAACAGAAGUUGAUGGAGGCCACUGUGAAGAAUCAGAAGCAUACAACCUCUUAGAUUCGGAUAACGAGGACACAUUAAGCGCUCCUGAGGAUGAACAGCGACUUUUGAACAGCAAUACAGACUGUAAGGGUGAUAUGAGGACUCAAACAGAAAAUAAACACUCUGAAUGCUCCGAAAAGAAAAUGGGCAAAAAGGGUUUGCUCUGCUCAGUUUGUGCGAAAAGCUUCUUUCAUAGUUGGGACUUGACUCGACACAUGCGGGCACACAAAGGAGAGAAACCCUAUAGCUGUUCAGUCUGUAGUAAAAGAUUUUCUCGAAAUGAUAUUUUAAUUCAGCAUAAAUUUACUCAUACAGGAGAGAAACCUUUCGUGUGUUCAGUUUGUGGUAAAAGUUUCUCUGCCAUGUCCAGCAUGGUGUCACACAUGAGAAUACACACAGGGGAAAAACCCUAUUCGUGCUUACUUUGUUCUAAAUCAUUUUCCCAACACAGCAGUUUGACAGCACACAAACGCACGCACACAGGAGAAAAACCUUUCAGUUGCUCGAUGUGCGAUAAAAGUUUUUCUACCAAGUCAAAUAUGGUGAAUCACACGAGGACGCAUACAAGAGAAAAACGUUUUUGUUGCAAUAUUUGUGGCAAAAUGUUGAUCAAAAAAGUAUCUUUGAUUGAACAUCAAAGGACACACACUGGAGAAAAACCUUUUAGUUGCUCCGUUUGUGGAAAAAAAUUCACUUCAAAUCCAAACAUGGUUAAACACAUGAGAAUACACACUGGGGAAAAACCCUUUUCCUGUUCAGUUUGUGCUACAGCAUUCGCUCGAAAUGACUAUUUAAUGGCACACAUGCAGAUGCACAACAGAUAAUGAACGUCUUCCUGAGUAGCUUGUGUUGAAAUAUUGUCAAAUGAUACAGAAUUUAAAAAAAUAUUGGGAUGGAGAAUGACACUUGCAUGUUCUUCUCACAUGUUGACUUGGUCUACAAAAAGGCACAACAGCGCCUUCAUUUUCUCAGGACACUUAAGGAUUUUUAAUGUCAACAAAUACAUUUUAACAUUUUUUAAAAGAUCUGCCACUGUCACCACCACAACAAAACUUACCCGCAUAACAAAUCAGGCAAGUAAAAUACCCAGAAUAGCUCAACUUCUUUUGACUAAACUGCACAGGCACUCUGUGGGAAAUAAUGCCAUCCUCAUAACUGAGGACCCCUCGUACUCCCUGCACCACUCCUUCAUGCUGCUGCUACCAGGCAGACGAUACAGAACCCCACUGGCCAAAACUGUUCACAAGAAAUCAUUCAUCCCCUAUGCAUUAACGGUUCUAAACAACAUGUAAUAGGCCGCACUGUCUCUCUUUUUUUACCUGUUGCUGUGAAUGUUGUUUUAAUUUUGUGAUGAAGCCGUGUCAAAGACAAAUUUCUGUUUUUCAUGUCGAAACAGACAAUAAAGCUAUGUCCUGUCUAUCAUAAUUAAACGUGAAAAGUCACCUAGAAAGUGAUGAUCUGCUGUGUUUGAUACCAUAUUAUGUCAUGAGUUUCCAAAUUGGUGUGCCGUUAAGAACAGCAGCUCUACAAAUGCAAACUAACUUUGGAGCAAAUAAGAUAUCCUGACUCCUUAUCAACCGUAGACAGAAUAUUUAUUGAAUAUUAUGUUUUCCUCCCCUCUAAGUGCGUUUGUGUUGUGUAAAUAUUUCAUGUUAUUUAGUACUGCACAUAUUUUAAAAUAAAGAUGAUUUUGAUUUAUA
Molecule: messenger RNA, 2467 nt
Organism: Entelurus aequoreus (snake pipefish)
Lineage: Eukaryota; Metazoa; Chordata; Actinopteri; Syngnathiformes; Syngnathidae
Product: oocyte zinc finger protein XlCOF6.1-like
Exons: 2
Coding region: 329-1591 (420 amino acids)
Biological process (GO): regulation of transcription by RNA polymerase II; central nervous system development
Cellular component (GO): nucleus
Molecular function (GO): DNA-binding transcription factor activity, RNA polymerase II-specific; RNA polymerase II cis-regulatory region sequence-specific DNA binding
Source: RefSeq, a predicted model, not a curated record